AUGGUGACUAACUGUGACUUGAAAACAAUUUACAUUGAUGAUUUAGUAGAUUGGAUCAAGAUACCUUCUGAUUGGAUUAACGCUUAUAGCCCGGUACUAGCAAUAAAUCCCCGGUGGGGUGAAGAUGUGGAGAAUCCUGGCGAGAAGAACGUAGAACUUGUGGCCAAGAUGAACUAA
Arabis nemorensis is the source of this 177-nucleotide messenger RNA. The record is from the annotation of a GenBank genome assembly. NCBI's taxonomy places the organism in Eukaryota, Viridiplantae, Streptophyta, Magnoliopsida, Brassicales, Brassicaceae.